UCGAUGGUCUUGGACAAUUCUGUGACAGGGGCCUACGAAUACGACGACGAUUAUUAUGACACAUACUACCUGACAGCUUUCGAGUUCGAAGACGUUACACUUGGUCUUGUACGACCCAUUAUUGUUAUUUUCAUGGCGCUUGCAAAUAUAUUUGUCGUGGGCUUUUUUCUGUCGGGUAAAGGGCGUGUCAAGUCAACUACUUUGCUGUUUGUGAGCAUCGCCCUAUCUGACACGUUGACCGGCAUUUCGUUACUUCCGAACUCGUUCAACGUAUACAUUCCAGGCAUCGAUGAAGUAUCGGCGGUAGCAUGCAACACGUUCAUGGUCUGGAAACUCUUCAUCUCAAUUUCGUUCCAUACCGCAUCCAUAUGGCAGACUGUUUUCUUGGGAAUCCAACGGUACCUCUGCGUUUGUCAUCCAUUCAUUUCCGACCGCAUAUGUACGUUCUGGAAGACAUUUGCAGCCAUUGUCAUCAUGUACAUGCUGUCAUUUGUACUGCAUAUUUACCAACUGAUCAAUGCAAUUACUCACAAUUUCACCGACCAAAAAGAUUGCGAAUGGGAAACAGAAGAUCCUUGCAAAGAUUCCUGCUUGUAUUUGUGGAUCUGCGUCAUUUUCCAGCACUUUCUUCCAGCGUCUUUACUUAUAGGAUUGACAAUCAAGACCCUAAUUACGCUGCAAAAGGCCCAACGAAGUGCUUCAUCCGUUCUGUCGCAAACAACAAUCCAGAAACGAAUCUCCAGAGACAGAAUAAUCACCAUCACAGCAGUGUUGAUUGUUAUCUGCUUCCUUGUGCCAGAGAUUCCCCAUGGAAUAUACAGGAUGUACUUUCUACUUGUCAUUUACAUUCCUGAGCUUGGAAUUCUCGAUGUCGAGACGCAUCAUAUCAUGACGUCAUGUUAUGAAAUCGCAUUGCUUGUCAGUUUUCACGCUAACUUUUGGAUCUUCUGCACUAUGAUGAGCGACUUUCGCCAAGUUCUCAUCCACGUAUUUACGUUCGGGUGUUUCAAGCAAAACCAGAGCUUGAAUUCGCACCAGGGUACCAUCAAACCCGAAAGCAUCCGAUCGUCCAAAACACGAACAGGAUCUGUCAUCAGCAGGAAUACUAUUCGCAGUCGGACCACGAGCAUCAACUCUACUACAUCGGAAAACAUUCACUCUGUCAAUCAAAAGAUCUUGCUGACGCCGACGCCGACCAAAGAAACCGGUCCGCCUGAUUUCCUGGCAGCUUUAUCUCAUAAAAAGUCGCGGGAGGACUACGACGCGCAAUUCGAUGAUGGGUUUUUGUAAACGUUACUGAAACGGUAUGUAU
Molecule: messenger RNA, 1312 nt
Organism: Dreissena polymorpha
Lineage: Eukaryota; Metazoa; Mollusca; Bivalvia; Myida; Dreissenidae
Product: sex peptide receptor-like
Exons: 1
Coding region: 4-1290 (428 amino acids)
Biological process (GO): G protein-coupled receptor signaling pathway
Cellular component (GO): membrane
Molecular function (GO): G protein-coupled receptor activity
Source: RefSeq, a predicted model, not a curated record